AUGGGCCGCCGAGGGAGAAAAUUUCAGGCCAGCCAUGGCUAUGAUAGAAUUCAGACGCAUUUGUUGAACGGGGGAUUACUCAACGCCCUGGAGUCCCUUGCCGGCUACUACAAAUUUGAUGCUUGGAGGAAGAGACUUCGGCUGAAUACGUCUACAAGACUGUUCGAAACGACUGUUGUGGCUCAUAUUGUCCAUAAGAGCCGACCACGAUGUCUCAAGUGUCGCUACGGAGCCCAGGGUUUGGUGUUUCAACACAUUCGUCCGAGAUCGUCUCGGGCCAGCUUAUUCUCGGCCAUCUCAAAGCACCAGAAAGGGACCUCGUCCCACAAUCUCGCCCUGAGCCCGCCAAUCGCAACCGCACUCCCUCGAUCUCUUCUCUUCUUUACCCCAAAAUGUGGUCGAUCAACCGAUGAGCGAGCACGUUUGGCAUCUUUGUCAUCCAACUUGCGCAUCAUUGCCCCGAUACUUCGCCACGCCCCACUUCUCGCGUGCGACUCUGUCCCUGCUGCUCCCAGUGUGAAGCGGGAGGUUCGCUUAGUAUGGCAACUUGGAUUCGAUUCCCAUCGGCGUCAACUGGUGUUUUAG
Molecule: messenger RNA, 585 nt
Organism: Colletotrichum orchidophilum
Lineage: Eukaryota; Fungi; Ascomycota; Sordariomycetes; Glomerellales; Glomerellaceae
Exons: 1
Coding region: 1-585 (194 amino acids)
Source: RefSeq, a predicted model, not a curated record